GAUAUUCCCGUUUUCGGGCUUUCUUUGCGAAUGACCGACGGGUAUCGAAAGCUCGUCCCCGCGCGUUUGUUAAUCAAGCGUACGCGUAGCUUUACGGGCAACACGCAAGUGGGGGGUUGCCGGAGAGAUCGCGGAAGGAAGGGAAGAGAGCAGAGCAGAGCAAAGCGGAGCGGAGCAGAGCCGAAGAGAGCAGAGCAGAGCAGAGCAGAGCGGAGCAGAGCACCGUACUAUUCUCUAUGCCAUGGCCCGUAUGACGAAGCCGUUCAUGAUAAUGCGAUAGUGUUGGUUUGUGCUUAGCACUUGAUAAAAGAUAGCGGUGACUGAACAGAUGCCAGUACUCACCCGCAGCUCGACCUGUCGGUUGAGAGUCGCGUACUCGCCCCGUGUACACUGUACAUCGGUACAUCAUCGGCAACGCAACGGUGUUACGCUCGUCGUGAAAGUGUCUAAAAAAUGCUGACGAUUCGAAGAAACUUGGAAAGACAACCAAUGUGAAGAAGGGGAUACAUCGUCGCGAGCCGAGACCGUUGCGUGUCGUCGUCGUUGUACGAGUUCUCUACGGUUCUCGAUUGUCGAUUCUCGAUUCUCAAUUGUCAAUUCGGAAUUGGAUGACGACAAAUAUUUGAUCGUUCGAUGCUACAAAUAUGUCUAGAGGACGGCACGAAAUUUACCUGGACCCGUUGAAAACGAUCACGGAACGCCACCGUUGGCCAGCGAGUACCGCGAGGAACAUGUAAAACGCGAGAGAAACGGUCAAGCGAAUCGAGUUCGUUGGAUAGAAUAUGACCAUUGCGAUCCAGCGACAAUAUUACUUCAAAAAGAUUCGCUGUAAACGUUGAUCGUCGCCGAUAGGAGAUCGCGGAAAUAACUCGACCAGUUAAACGUACCUGCUGCCACGGGAAUUAAAGAUUGAUCGCGAACGGCCGCGAGAACGAUGGCCAAGUGUUCGAUGUUGUAUCGAGAUCGAGUUUCGUCGUCGACGGGAUCCAUUCGAAAAAAAUAGAAAUCAAAGUGAGGGGUGUUAGCAUUACCAAGUGUCGAGGUACGGAUCGAGGUUCGAUAAUCGUCGUUCAUCAAGCAUAAUUGAUAGACCGUUGGUGCCGUCGGUGAAAUCGUUGAAUGCUGAAAGCUGCUGCUAUUAUAAAAAGGACAUCGCUCGAAAGGACUCGACCGAAUUCAAAGUAUGAUAAGCUCGGGCUGUAGGUUGAACUGUUCGAAAGCUCGGUCCGAAGACAUGCAUCGCCAGAGAGAGCGCACCGUCCGCGUCGCAGCCUCGAAUGAUGCAUGAUGAGCGGUGCGACUAGACUCGAUCAGGAUUGGAUGAGAAUGGUCGAGUUACGCGGUGGCACCGGAAUGACGAGCGGACUGAGCGCUCGGUCGUCGAGUCGUCUCCAUUAUACGAUACUCACGAUUUUGGACACGGUGUUCUCCGCUACUGUGGCCGCGCCGGCGGUUGUCGGUUACUGGAGGGGUACCUGGGGCCUGAGCGACGUCUACGUCUACCCCGAAGAACCGGUGCUCAGCAGCCUGACUUCGAUAGCGAUCGGCUUCAUCGGAUUGUACGCCUUCAACGUCACCCAGCAUCUUCUCAACGAGCUGCUGCACCCGGACAAACACCGACUCUCCUAUUACCUCGGUUCGAGACUCUAUACGGCGGUUUAUGGGUUUUGCUGCGUAAACGCUUGGCGUGGCGCCUGGCAGGCCCUCGACCUCUACACCGAACUCACGCCUAGCACGGUUUUCGCCACCACCGGCGUUAGUCUUCUAGCACUUGCCAUCAUGCGCGCCAUCAGGAACAUUUCCGCGCCACCCUUCUCCCUUUGCCUAGACUCUUGUCCGGGAUACUUCGAAGUGCCGACCAUGUUUCGCGUCAACAAUACGAGAGACUGGUCGUUGUACUUAUUGGACUGUGCCUUCAGCGUUGCUAUCGUCGGUACCUUGGUCGUGUUCGUAUGGAGGGGUGUUUGGAUACUUAUCGAUCUCUAUCUAUUCCCGGAUGAUCGAGAGUAUUCUGCGAUUGGAUCCCUUGCCAUCGGGUAUGUGAUAGUAACGGUGACGUUUUCUCUGCAACCGCUGAUGCGUUACGCGUGUGCCCGUCUUCAGGGCCUAGCCCGUUUGGUAGCAGCGGAUGGUUUCCUUCUGCUUAGUUUCCUGGGCACGGUGAACGUUUGGCGCGGCAUUUGGAACGUCCUGGAUCUCUGGCUGGUCCCGGAUAAUCCGGAACUAUCCUGCUGGAUCACCCACGUGGGAUGCUUCGUUUUCCUCGUACUUCUUAACUGCAGCAACUCCAUACUCGUGCGCGGCGUUUAUAUCGACGCCGAAGAAAAGGACGGCAAAUGCGUCGCAUUCCCUUGCCACUAUCUUCGAUUGUUCUUCAAGGUCGAACGCGAAAAGAAGGAAGCAAGACGACGAAACCUACUGGUGGCUUCGAAGGAUUUUCGGCCUCGGGCAGAUGCAAACGCAAAAGACACCGAGAACGGGGCGCUCCUGCCGAACAGUACCAAUGCCACUUCCGGCGCAGCCGCCGCUGCCGCCACCACCACUAUCUUGCCAACGAAUCCUGAAUCUCUCGUUUAAUUCAAACAC
Messenger RNA from Hylaeus anthracinus, 2586 nucleotides. RefSeq lists its product as uncharacterized. Lineage: Eukaryota; Metazoa; Arthropoda; Insecta; Hymenoptera; Colletidae. Bases 1285 to 2577 code for a protein of 430 amino acids. The record is from RefSeq and is a predicted model, not a curated record. Gene Ontology annotation, cellular component: presynaptic membrane. Gene Ontology annotation, biological process: neuron-neuron synaptic transmission; clustering of voltage-gated calcium channels; neuromuscular synaptic transmission. The transcript is spliced from 4 exons.